This is a messenger RNA of Botrytis deweyae, 1035 nucleotides long. RefSeq lists its product as uncharacterized. Gene Ontology annotation, biological process: vacuolar transport. The record is from RefSeq and is a predicted model, not a curated record. Bases 1 to 1035 code for a protein of 344 amino acids. The transcript is spliced from 3 exons. NCBI's taxonomy places the organism in Eukaryota, Fungi, Ascomycota, Leotiomycetes, Helotiales, Sclerotiniaceae.
AUGCGAUUCACAUCUUUACCCUCGGCCCUCCUGCUUGGACUCGCCUUGCACAUUGGAGUAGAAGGUGCAGGCUUGGAGGACAAGAAACCCAAGCCUGUUGACCCAUGUACUAUUUCAUCGACGACAGGGUCUUUCUUUGAUCUGAGACCAUUAUCGAUACAAGCUCCAGAAGAAGGGAAGAAACCUGCCAAAAAUGCGAAGACGGACAGUUGGCAUGCAAGAGGAUAUGAUUACAAAGGAAAUUUUACACUGAAUGUGUGCGCGCCAGUGGUAGAAGAGGUGAAGGAUUUUGUGGGAGUAGACAAAAACCAUUGGAAGAAUGUGAGCGCUUUUUAUGAAUAUGACGGAAAGAAGUAUUCUGUAGGACAACAAUCAGGAAACUUAACACUCCGCGGAAGAAAGCUUGUUGUAGAGUAUACGAAUGGAUCGCCAUGUGGAGGAAAGAACAAAAAAAGAAGCUGGGACGAUGACGAUGACGACGACGAUGAUAAAUCCAUACGCCGGAAAUCCAGCAUAAUAUCUUUUCAUUGCGAGAAAGACCCACUCGCUACUGCAUCUGCCUCAUACGUAGGAACCGAUCCAGAAGAAUGCGCCUAUUUCUUCGAAGUGCGCUCACAAGCUGCUUGCGGAGGCUCCGAACCUGCCAAACAGACUGUGGGUCCGGGUGCUGUCUUCGCCAUCAUAGGAGUUAUUGCUAUACUGGUAUAUUUCCUCGGUGGUGUUUUCUAUCAACGAAAUGUCGCGCAUGCAAGAGGGUGGAGGCAAUUGCCCAAUUAUAGCUUCUGGGCUAGCAUAGGAGAUUUCAUAAAGGACGUUUUCAUCAUCGCUACUUCAUCAUGCUCAAGGUGCUUACCAACCCAUAGGGGAUAUAAUACCUUGAGUAUCUCUGCAAAUGGAAAUUCUGGAGAUGGAAGUAAUGGUAGAGGGAGUGGGAGGGAUAGAGGCGUUAGUGCAAAUGAAAGUGGGAGGAGAAAUUCGGGGAGUGAGGAUGAAAAUCGUUUAAUUGAUCAAUUGGAUGAGGAGUGGGAUGAUUAG